Messenger RNA from Medioppia subpectinata, 708 nucleotides. NCBI's taxonomy places the organism in Eukaryota, Metazoa, Arthropoda, Arachnida, Sarcoptiformes, Oppiidae. The record is from the annotation of a GenBank genome assembly.
AUGAAGGACAAGCCGUUGCGAGAGUUGGUGCCGGAGAUGAUGAUGAGCUCAAAAGUAUUGGUCUUGUAUUUGGUGCCCGCAUUCCUCUACUGUCUCUACAAUAACCUGUCGUUCAUAAACCUGUCUUCUUAUGAUCCGACCACUUAUUAUCUGUUAUUACAGCUGCGAGUAGUGGUUACGGUAUUUUGUUCGUGUUUUGCCGGCGUUUACAACGAAUACUUGUUGAAAGACGUCGGCUCUAAAGUGCAUCUAAUGGUCCAAAACGUGUUUAUGUAUAUCGACUCAAUUGCAUGUAAUUUAGCAUUACUUGUACUGUCGGGUGAAGUGAGUCGACUCUCAGAGCUCUCCCAAAGUAUUACAAUAAUCAGUGAUCCGAAGAUCAUAGCUGUGAUGGUCAACAAUGCCUUAUGUGGUAUAAUCACGAGUUUCUUUCUCAAGAACCUUAACUCCAUUCUCAAGACAUUCGCCGCCGCAUUAGAGCUCGUCUUUACGGCAAUACUUUGUUUUAUUAUAUUCGACAUCAAAAUAGAUAUGUUUACAGUCAUCUCCAUUGCGAUCGUCUCUUAUGCCACUUUUCUCUAUUCACAAAACCCUGUCAUUAAUGCAACAAAUGAUAAACAACUCGAUGAAGACAAUCAACACAAUCACAUUCAGUAUUCACUUCUUAAUGACAACAAAACUGACGAUAAAAACGAGUCAAUCGUAUAA